Messenger RNA from Phyllostomus hastatus (greater spear-nosed bat), 9002 nucleotides. It is a transcript of the gene PHACTR2, whose product is annotated as phosphatase and actin regulator 2. Gene Ontology annotation, molecular function: actin binding. NCBI's taxonomy places the organism in Eukaryota, Metazoa, Chordata, Mammalia, Chiroptera, Phyllostomidae. The transcript is spliced from 13 exons. The record is from RefSeq and is a predicted model, not a curated record. Gene Ontology annotation, biological process: actin cytoskeleton organization. The coding region runs from base 143 to 2224 and encodes 693 amino acids.
CCUCCCGCCCUCCCGACCAGCUUCUCGGCGCCCGGAGUCCAGCCUCCCGGACCUUCGCUCUGCCACGGGGUCGCGGCGCGCCCGGCAGCACAGCGCUCGGCGCCGGCCCCACCCCACGCUCCGGCCGGCACCGGGGGAGCCAAUGGCCGAGGCGGGCAGGAGCCCGGCCGAGCGCCCGCGGGAGCCAGUCGCGCAGGUGGCGGCUGAAGCCUCGGAGCCCGAGGCAUCCGCCCCGCCGCGGGCCCUACGCCGGCUGCCCGGGGACCCGAGCCCCCGGGGCCGCUCCCAGAGCGACCUGUCGUCGUGCUCAAGCAGGGGCCGCCCACUCCGGGUCCACAUCUCCGGCUCAGUUGAUGGACUGGACAAAGCUUCUAUAGCAAACUCAGAUGGCCCAGCAGCGGGUUCCCAAACACCUCCUUUCAAGAGAAAAGGGAAACUUUCUACCAUUGGCAAAAUCUUUAAGCCUUGGAAAUGGAGGAAAAAGAAGACCAGUGACAAAUUUAGAGAAACCUCAGCAGUAUUAGAAAGGAAGAUAUCCACAAGACAAAGUAGAGAGGAGCUGAUAAGAAGGGGAGUUCUUAAGGAAUUGCCUGAUCAAGAUGGAGAUGUAACAGUUAACUUUGAAAAUUCAAACGGGCACAUGAUACCCAUCGGAGAGGAGUCUACCCGAGAGGAAAAUGUAGUCAAAUCUGAAGAAGGUAAUGGCUCUGUAGCUGAAAAGGCGCCACCUCUGGAGGAAAAGGCAGAAGAUAAGACAGAGAACACUGAAAACCUCCCUGAGACGCCGGCAGCUCCUGCUCCACCCCCCUCAACUCUUCCUAAGCCUAAGCCCAAACCUAAGCCCCCCAAAGCUCCUGUGCCUCCAAAAGGGGCUGCUGCUGGGGCCAGCCCCAAGGGUGACGAAGUGCCUCCUAUUAAAAAAAAUACCAAGGCUCCUGGUAAGCAGGCCCCCACCCCUCCACCCAAGCCGACAAGCCGAAACACAACCCGAAACACACCCCGAGAGGCUGCUGGUUCCUCUCAUUCAAAAAAAACAACUGGCUCCAAAGCCUCAGCUUCGCCAUCUACUUCCUCCACCUCAUCUUGUCGAAAAACUUCAAAGGAGACAGUUUCCAGCAAAACAGGGACUGUGGGAAUCACAAAGGGCAAGAAAAGAACUGGCAGGCAGCCCAUGUCUCAACCAUCCUCCGAUGCAACCACAACUGGUACAUCCGACCUUAAAGGACAGCCUUCGGAGACCAAGGUGGAGACUGAACGGACUGUCCCCGGGACCGAGGAGCUGACCACAGGCAAAUCCAAGUCUGCAGUCCCUGCACCCCCAGUGGCUCCUCCACCCCCAGCCCCUCACCUUGUUCUGGAGGAACAGUGCGUUUUUGCCUCAGACACUCCGGUUGUCCUGGUCAGCAAUGCAGCCGACCUGCCCGUCCCUGCCUUAGACCCAAGUCAGCUUCUCUGGACUGAAGAGCCGACAAACAGAACCACUGGCCACUCAGGCACUGGCUUAAGUGUUAGCCGAGAAAAUGCAAAAUGCAGUCUCACAACCAAAGACCAGCUGCUGGCCCCUGGGCUGACGGGAGAGUCUGCAGAACCCUUCUGUGCCCCGGAGGAUGAGAGCCAAAGGGAGUGCCGGGCCAGCGACUCGGACUCCGAUGGGCCUGUCCUGUACACCGAUGAUGACGACGACGAAGAGGAUGAAGAUGAGGAUGGCAGUGGGGAAAGUGCUCUGGCAAGUAAAAUCCGACGACGGGAUACUCUUGCUAUCAAACUUGGCAACAGACCAUCCAAAAAAGAACUGGAGGACAAGAACAUCUUGCAACGGACCUCUGAAGAAGAGAGGCAGGAAAUCCGACAGCAGAUUGGAACCAAGCUAGUUAGGAGACUUAGCCAGAGGCCCACAACUGAAGAAUUGGAGCAAAGAAAUAUCCUCAAACAAAAGAAUGAAGAAGAGGAACAAGAAGCAAAAAUGGAACUUAAACGCAGACUCAGCAGAAAGCUCAGCCUGAGACCCACCGUGGCAGAGCUGCAGGCCCGGAGGAUCCUGCGGUUCAACGAGUAUGUGGAAGUCACCGACUCCCCUGACUACGAUCGCCGGGCCGAUAAGCCCUGGGCCAGGUUGACGCCCGCAGACAAGGCAGCAAUAAGGAAAGAACUAAAUGAAUUUAAAAGCACAGAAAUGGAAGUUCAUGAAGAAAGUCGACAGUUUACAAGGUUUCACCGUCCAUAGUGAGGUGCGAGACUCUUUGGAAACAUAGACUGAUCAUCUUUGGGAGAAGCCUUGCUUCCCGAACACCUGAUAUUGCACUGGGAUUUGACUGUGUGUGUGUUUCCAUUUCACUUGUGGAGAAGAAGCGUGUGGAAAGAGCUCCCCACCUCUACAGCCCAGAUGUGGCCAACAAGCAAAUGAUGAGUGUAGUGACCUUGCUGUCCAGCAUGUGUAUUGAUGGUAAGGGACACAAUGGUUACACCAGUUAUUCUUCAUCAGGGGUUUUAAUCAAAGAAGAUAAGCAGAAGACAAUCGCUGGCUCCCUGUUACCAGAAAGCCAAAUUUUAGAGUGCGGGUUUUAACAAAAGAAAAACGGGGAAUGGAAUGGCUGGGCACUGGAAAGGGGUGGGUGGGGGUUGAAAACCAGAAGAAAGAGAAAAAUUUCAUUAUGUUAAUGAAGCAAAGAAAAAAAUGAAGCGUAAAUGUAUUUUUGAAGUAGGCUUUUGAUAGCUAAGAACUUAUUAAGGGAUUUUGGGAUCUAAUCACCCAGUGUGGAUUCCUUAGAGACCUGAUCCUAGAAGAAAAUUCUUUCACCAUUAUGAUGGUGCUGUAUAGUACCAUUACUUUAUGUUGUGCCAGUGAACCAAUUGCCAGAGAUAAGUCUGAGUGUUUUCAUGCAUCUUUUUCUUAAAUGCAAGAGGCUUUUAUGGUCUCUUAACAAGCAUGCUUACCCAAAUUCUGUUGCAUGCUUUAAGUAGCAUAGAUAUACAUACUUUACUUUUUCUCGUUUAAUACUCCUUACCUAAUGUACCACAAGGGUAACAGGACUGGGAAUAAAGUCAGAUGUGAUGUGACCCUAUUAAACUGUAGCAAGCUUUAGAAAGAAAUAUUUUGGUCUUUCCCUAGCUUACCUUCAAAGUUGAAACAACCAUGCUUGAUCUAAGGAAGAUAAUAUUGACAAUCACAUCUUUUUUAAAAAUCUGAUUCCAAAAUUAAAACUUAAGCAAAAUGCAAGUGUUCUGCCAGCAGAUAGCUCUUAACAGGACUGCAAAGGACUACUUAUUUUCCAUGCUGCAUUAAGUUGGAUUGCUGCUAUUUAAAAAUAUUAAGCACAUGGAUCAAAACAGUACUCAAAGACGUAAAAGAACACAGAAAAUUUUUGCUAAGUUGAGAGUGAGGAGAAUCUCAUUUUGUGCUUUAAGAGCCUGCAGAUUGCAUCCAUAAAUAUAACAUUGAGUUUUAGUGCAAAAAAUGGGUGACUUUAAAGUUAUGGAAGGUCUCCCUAUGAGCCUACAGUCAGUAUUGUUUACAUUAAUAAACCCUCUACUGCCAUCUUGCUAGUUUCCGUGGAGUCACCGGCACAGCACGGCUUCUGCUCCCAAACACAUGUGACCAUAUAUGUACAAGUAUACUACCUUGCAUUUCAUUGUUUUUUCCCACAAUUGUUUUGUGCCCCUUAAUAUUAAAGACACAUAAUUUGUAUAACAAGAAAAGAGCUAAAUGGACUUAAUUUUAUUCUCAGAGCUUGGACUAGAAUUUUCUGAGAGGAUUCUGAUUUCUACUAUGGAAGACUGAUUUUCUAUUUCAACCAAAAAAGCAAACACUUUGUCUGGUAGAUAAAUUUGGAUCUUGCCUCUUAUUGAUAUUUUAAAGACUCACUUGAAACUGGGAUGAUUUUGCCUAAAAGUAAAACUGAUUUGGCCCCAAUUGGUCUGUUACAAAAACCCAGGACCGUUUAUAACUAAGAAAAGUGACCAGCAUCGUUGCACGUCUUGCUGCCCUCAGCCACGUGUGUUAAUGAAACAAACAUAGGUUUCUGCACUGCUGUUAUUUCAUUAAUAAGAUAAGAUGUAUUUUUGCUCUGAAACAAAAAAUGUUUGUGCAUGCCCAAGUGUCUUCAUCUGGCUGAGGUUUUGUCCAUUUCAUAGUGUUUACAGCCAUAGACAUUAUGUAUGUUCUAAUUUUUUACUGAAGUCACCCUCUUAUUUUAUUAUCAUUUUAUUGUCUUAGGGAAAAUACCAAGGCCUGUACUGUUAUUUUAAUUUUCUGUACAUAUGAUUUUUGAACAUGGUUUUGAUUUCGAAUCAAAAGACCUUUCCUCCUUAAAAAUAGUGUAUAAUAUAAGACAUCACUGUUUUAUCCCUAAUUACGAAUGUCACAGAAAGUCCCUAUUUGGUUGAGAAAAGGAACAGCUUUCCCCCCGACUAGUGGUGCAUAUGAUGCAACUUUUUAUUCCCUACAAUGAGAGGCGCCCAGUACAAUAAUGAGGAUCUGGUGCCUCGAUAUCUUGCUUUUCCUGCAGGAAGGUUCAGAUCUGUGAAUUGCCCACACUUUGUCUUCAUACUGAUUUCCAUGCUUAGAGAAAUGCUUAAAUGUGACAAGUUUUAAAGUCCAAAAAUUUAACCACUGCCAGUCUAAUAUUUAAGAACUGGAACCACCAUUUACUUCAUUAGAUCGAUUCUUUAGAUAAAAAGCUGUGGAAAGAAUCGGGGGGGUUGUGAACUAAGCUGUAUGUUGCAGGACAGGCUCUGUUUUUAACAGCGGACUCUACAAGGCAGAAACACUGCGUUUCCACCCCAGCGACCCGUCUAGAGGUCUCUUGCUUGGUGGCCCCGAGCGGAUGUGAAGGUGUGAACCACCCCCCCACCAAUAUAAUUAAGCCUCUGCCUGAGCAUUUCUGCAAUUUCAGCAUAUCUGCAAUCUAACCAAUAAGCUACGGUUCUAUAAAGAUGAUUAAUGUGUGUGCAAAUCGUGUUGUUGUAACACAACUCCAUGUUUUCCCCAAUUUAAAGUGCAACAUUAGGCUAACAUAGAGGAAGUGCAUGGGUUUCCGAGUCCCCAGGAUUUUCUGAUUAAGGAAAAAAAAAACAAACCCAUCUCUAGGAAGGCUUCAGGCAGGAAAGAAUGAGCAAGACUGGUAAGUGCUCUUUCCACGGGCUUUAUCAGCAUCUUUGUGGUCAUUACCAAUCAGUCUGAAAAAUUUGAUCUCUGGCGAGCAGCAUUAAUUUGAAGUGGCUCUGCCUGAUAAUUUCCUGUGUGUGUGUGUGAAAUGACUUGUAUUUUCUAUGGUCAAUGUAAUUUGCCGUUAUGUUAAGUCCUCAAAUGAUUUAUAUGAACUCUAUAAUACUCAGAGAACCAUUUGGGGGUAUUUCAAUAACCGUUUUAAAUGGAGGAAAAGGCAAACUCAUCUCUCUCUGAUUUACCCAAAAAACCUGACUUCCUGGUUUCAUUUUAUAUGCUUUAUUAGCACACUGAUUUUUCACUUAUCCUUUUCUAAUGUUAGCAAAUAUAUUCUAUAAGAAGAAAGUUCUGAAAUUUAAAUGCAAAUCUAUUUAAGGAAGCAGAGGACUUGCAUACCCCCCUCAGAAAUGAUCUAAUAUUGAAAAUGAGAGAUUAGUCCUUAAAACCCAUAAUUCAGGUUUUACACCCGGCAGUUAAUUCAGUGCUGCACUGGCAUUUUUAUAAAAAAAUACCGUAGUAGCUUCAACUUAAAAGAGAGAAAAUUCUGCAUUAACACUGCCUAUCCUGAUUAACUACCACAUUUUACCACGUAACUGGCACUGUAUUUAUACUUAAUGGAGUUAGGCAGACACAACUUCGAAAAUUAUACUGUAUUCACAAUAGAAAAAGGCAGUCUUGUCUACCUCAUAGUAGUAUGCCCACAUUUAAACAGGGAAGGUUUCUUUUCUUCCUUUCUUGCUCAGAAUUUUCUUCCAUCUGUUACUGUUUUCAAGUGCUCCUAGCAGCACAUUUCACAUAGAAUGAAAAAUCUUCACAACAGGUGAGAAGGUAUUAAACUUAGACGAGAUACAUAAAUUUAUGUCACUUUAUCAGUCUGGUAGCUCAAGCAUUCCUAAAUUCCAAUUGUAUUUUUAAGCCUAACCUUACUAGUAAAAAAGUAUAUACUAUGAAACAAAAGCUAAUUUCUCCCCAUCAUUAUUAGAGUAUGCUGUGAACACUAAGGAACCACUUGGAUGUAAUUUAUUACAAGGUUGUCUCUCGGCCUCUUGAAAUAGUUAAUCUUCCACUACUGAGUAUUUGCUCUCUAUGAGUGGGUGGGUUAUAUAAUUUAGCUUUAUUUGACAAACAGAAUCAGCUUCUAGAACUUAAAUAUGUCCUAGAGCGGAAGAUCAUCAAAUUAAUAUGGCCAUCUUUCUGAGAGAGAGCACAUCUCCAGAUAGCUCAAACCUAAGUUUUCAAGAGUACUGUAAGGCUCUACUAUAUAAUUUGGCAGUGACCAAAAGGUGGUAGGAACAAAGGUAAAUACUCCCAAGCCAUUUUCUUUCUUUCUCUCUUUCUUUCUUUCUUUCUUUCUUUUUCUUUCUUUCUUUUUCUUUUCUUUUCUUUUGUAAUCAUGAAGCUUUAGCUCAGUAUGGAAAUCUAGAAAACAACAGAAAUGUAGUCCACUUAAGCUUUUUCGAAGACAGAGUCACCCCAAAUUAACAAAUCCCAUUGUAUAUGCUGUAAGAUUUCUGGCCAAAAAAAAAAGGAGAACCCUAUGGCUAUGGCAGUUGUUCCCACCAAAAGCCAACCCUGCAGGCGAGGAUCGUUUUUUAGCUCUGCUGGGAUUUCCUGCACACCACCGCCCCCCUGCAAAGGAAGGCAGUUCAGUGGCUGCGUUGCUAGCACAGCUGUACAUAUGAGCAAAGCACUGUGGAUUGAUGUCUCUCGAUGGGGGUGCUGUUGGCAUUUGGAGCUGGGUGAUUCUUUGUUGUACAGCGAUGCCCCCACAGUGUAAACUGUUCACUAUCCCAGGCCCCUGCUGACUCAAUGCCAGUAGGAUGCCCCAUUGUUAUAAAAGCCAAACAUAAAAAGGCCUCUCCCGUGUUCAGAUGCCCUCCCAGGAGGGUGGUUGCACCUCCCUUGAACACCGCAGUCUGCUGCAGGUCAGGGCACACAGGAAAAGUGUCUGUCUCCAAACAUCCUCUCGGCUGCCCUCCAUUGCUUCGGGCCCUGUAUCGUUUUGUCCCCAUUCAUUUUUCAAGCCUUCUGCUUCGAUGCAGCUUUAACUUGCCAGUUCUUCGGGGAGGAGGCUACUGGGCAGCCGUGGCAGUUCUAAAGGGCACCUGCACUUGGAUGGUCCCUGCAUGUAUUUAAAGGUGAGGCUUCACGUGAAGCAGACAUUUUCAUGUUUUGAUCUCAGUUUUACUUCAGAGCGCCACUGUUGCUCACAGCCCUUGUGAAGAUCGUGAGGACUGUUGCAUGGCUUAACCACAAACACGAGGGCUGACACGCCACAUACACAAAGCCCGUGGGCCGUGAACAUCGCUGUUCGAUUUUUACCUGGGAAGCUGCAUCCCUUGCGUUCGUUCCAAAACAGCCACCUGCUUAUCCCAUUAAGGAAUCAUUUAAUCCGCAUGCAAAGUUUCAUUGCCCCUGUGUCAAUACAGUCAUGUGGUUCAGCUUUUCUGAGAUUUGUGAAUAUUGAAUUAUGAAGGAAAUGUGGGUGAACUGUGCAUUGCAUGUGUGGUGUUCAUCCUUCAUUGAGGAUCAUGCCCCAAACAGGACAAGUUUUCCCUAGGAAGACAUUGUCUUCCAGAGAGAGUAAGUAAUAUACUUACAGGAAUAUACUGUACAGUAAUAUACUUACAGAGACAUAUACAUUACUGUAAUAUACUUACUGUCUUCGUUGUUUUGUUGUUGUUGUUUUUCACCAAACCUGAAUGGUAAAUGUGUCUUGAAAUGCUUUGGAUGAAUUGUGGCUAAUGGAAUGAAAUUAAUAUAGCCACUAUAAUUUUUUUAAAUAUUCAAAUUUCUAAAAAUCUUUUUUGAGAAAGAGCAACUCAGAAUUGAUAAAAGUGGUUACAUUGUCAACUUUUAGAUGGUGCUUAAGAAUUCGUAUCUCGUUAAAUACCAGUAUUUUUUUUUUCAAUAAUAUAUUGAAGGGAGUAAAUGAGGCAGAAUGCCAUUCCACCCUCAGGUCAAGUUUAUGGUAUAUUAAAAUGCCAAUAAUAUUUGUGCCACUUGCCAAUAUGGGGGGCUUUUCCCUAACUGGACGCUUUUGUUAUGGUUUGACUAUUCCAUUCCAUCACUUAGAGUGCCCCCGCAGGGAGAAGUCACCCUUGCAGUGCGAACUAGGGUUCAGAAACAAUCUGCAUGAAUCUAGGGUCAAACCACUGUCAUUACUUAAAAUAGAGGCACUAAUAUUUUUAUAUAUUUUUAAAUAUUUCUUCUGUGGCGUAGAAAUGUGCCAAUGUGUUUGCAACAUUCUUCACCGAUGCAUCAGAUUUGGUACCUACCCAAAACUCAAGCUAAUCAUUUUCUUGUCUAUGUCACAGUCAUUUUCGAAUCAAGAACUGUAGCUGUUAUUUCAAGGUUUGGUUAAAGUGAGAAGGGUGGUAAACUGUGAUCACUAUUAGACUGACUGACUGAUUCCUGAUUUCCACUGAGUGAUCGAACCCUACAUAUUGCACAGGUAUACUAUCUGUGAGUGUAAAUAACUGGAACUGUAUACCGAUUAACACGACAGUUUCUCUCUUUUUGUGUUGUUGUUCUUGAUCUGUACUGUAUUAUAGCAUUUGUGUAUAAAUAUCUACAAGUACACACACAUAUGUAUAUGUAUUCCACUAUCAUAACCUGAAAGAAAGACUAUGUAUUAUCUUUUUUUAUUCUGUACUGGUGUUUGUGUUAUUUAAAAAGCAAAAUUAUGCUCUAUUUAGUUGUAUAAUAUUAUAGAAUAUCUUGCUGUGCACAAUUCCAAGUGCCUUAGAACAUUGUUUAGCUUUCUUAAGUAUAUAAAAAUGCAUAUAUGUAUAAAAUUGGGAAAAGUUACCUCAAUAAAAUCAUUGGGAAAUCCCCA